GCUGUCUCCCAGAGUUGAGGUAUACAGUGUGCGCCGGUGAAGUUUCCCUGUCCUCUCCGUCAGUAGCGCGGGAAUAAAGUUGGUGGAUUUAGUACGUAGCCUGAAUGCUUGGGUUGCAAGCCUUGGUGUUGUGGCGCUCCGCACGUCGUCCAGCUGAAGGAGAAGCCGGGUUGAGCUGGCUCUUCCCAGAUUAAAAAAAUAAAAAGACCAAUAAAACAGCUUCAAAGCAGGUCAUUUUAAGGAUGAGUAAGAAAAAAUUGGAAACAACUUCCCAACAGAGGAAAAUUCCCGAAUGGAUGUCGGUGCAGAAUAAACAAUGUGCUACAGAAGGAAAAAAGCUCAAGUCACGUAUUCAGAAGAGUGUUUUUGAAGAUGAUCUCUCCUUCUUAAAAUUCACUGGAUCUAUUUUGUAUAGUUAUGAAGCUAGUGAUUGCUCUUUCCUAUCAGAAGAUAUUAGCCAGAGUCUGUCUACUGGAGAUGUGAUAGGAUUUGAUAUGGAAUGGCCACCAAUAUACAAAAAAGGGAAACAAAGCACGGUUGCACUCAUUCAGUUGUGUGUGUCUGAGAGCAAAUGUUACUUGUUUCACAUUUCUUCUAUGUCAGUUUUUCCUAGGGGAUUAAAAAUGUUGCUUGAAAAUGAAAGAAUUAAAAAGGCAGGUGUAGGAAUUGAAGGAGAUCAGUGGAAACUUCUACGUGACUUCGACAUCAAAUUGAAGAGUUUUGUGGAAUUGACAAAUGUUGCCAAUCAAAAGUUGAAAUGUACAGAGAUCUGGAGCCUCAAUGGUCUGGUUAAACACCUCUUUGGUAAACAACUUCUGAAAGAUAACUCUGUCCGCUGUAGCAACUGGAGUAAUUUCCCUCUCAGUGAGGAUCAGAAACUGUAUGCAGCCACGGAUGCUUAUGCCGGUCUCAUCAUUUAUCGAAAAUUAGAAAGUUUGGGUGAUGCCAUACAGAUGUUUGAUACAAAUAAAGUGGAGGAAAUCCUACCUAGUGAAAUGAAGAAACAGUUGACUGCAAUCUCUGAGGAGGUGAUAUAUCUGGCUGAGCAUUUUCCUGACACUUGCAGAAAAUUGGAAAAUCCACAGAGGGUUCCUGUAAUAUUGAAGAAUAUUUCAGAAAAUCUAUAUUCACUGAGGAAGAUGAUAUUUGCCUGUACUAACACCGAGUCUGACCUGAGGCCCAGCAGUAAUUUUCAUUUACUGUCAGUGGAGGAUUCAGCUGCUGUUGGAGAAGAACAGAAACAAACUAGAGAACAUAACGUUUUUAACAAAGUUAAAGAUGAGACGUGGGACACAACACUUGAUAAUUUAAUUAAACAUGAUGGUGAAGAUAUACUUGGAGAUACAAUGAAACAAACUGAUGGCUUUGAAGAUGGAAUAAAAGACAAUAACGUGGAAGAAAAUAUGGAAAGAACUUGUUUGAUGUCAUUAGAUAUUACAGAAUAUGACCUCCAAAUUUUGGAACAGCAGGCUCAAGAAAAAUAUCUUAGUGAUGUUUCUUUUCAGUCUGCUGAGCAUUUAUCUCCAGAUGGUAAUGAAAAAGAUUCAUCUUUUAUAAUUGAAAGUGAUGAAGAUUUAGAAAUGGAGAUGCUUAAGUCUUUAGAAAACCUAAAUAGUGAUGCUGUAAAAAAAGUUCAUUCUGAGUGCCCAGAAAGAGAAAGAAAUUUGAAUCUUCCUGUUGGACAAGAUGAAGAUAUAAGUGAAGCCAUUCAAGAGGAAGAAGAAGGUGAGGAUGACCAUUUUUUACCAGAACCCAAUGCAAAGCAAGUUAUUUGCCUCAAGACUUAUUUUGGCCAUCAUAGUUUUAAACCGGUUCAGUGGAAAGUUAUUCAUUCUGUUUUGGAAGAAAGAAGAGAUAAUGUUGUUGUCAUGGCAACUGGAUAUGGAAAGAGUUUAUGCUUCCAGUACCCACCUGUGUACUUAGGAAAGAUUGGCAUUGUCAUCUCACCUCUUAUUUCCUUGAUGGAAGACCAAGUGCUCCAGCUUGAAAUGUCCAACGUUCCAGCCUGUUUCCUUGGAUCAGCACAAUCAAAAAAUGUUCUUGAAGAUGUUAAAUUAGGCAAAUAUCGGAUUAUUUACAUAACUCCUGAAUUCUGUUCGGGUAACUUGGACCUGCUCCAGCAACUUCAGGCUAAUAUUGGUAUCACACUGAUUGCUGUGGAUGAGGCUCAUUGUAUUUCUGAGUGGGGACAUGAUUUUAGAAGUUCUUUUAGGACACUGGGCUCCCUAAAGACAGCACUCCCAUUGGUUCCAAUAGUUGCACUCACUGCUACUGCAAGUUCUUCAAUCCAGGAAGAUAUUAUACGUUGCUUAAAACUCAACAAUCCUCAGAUUACCUGUACUAGUUUUGAUCGGCCAAAUCUGUAUUUAGAAGUGGGACGAAAAACAGGGAAUAUUUUUCAAGAUCUACAGCCAUUUCUUGUCAGAAAAACAAAUUCUGAAUGGGAGUUUGAAGGGCCAACUAUCAUCUAUUGUCCUUCCAGAAAAAUGACAGAACACGUUACUGCUGAACUUGGGAAACUAAAUUUAGCCUGUGGAACCUACCAUGCAGGCAUGAGUUUUAGCACAAGAAAAGAUGUUCAUCACAGGUUCAUGAGGGAUGAAAUUCAGUGUGUCAUAGCUACUGUAGCUUUUGGAAUGGGCAUUAAUAAAUCAGACAUUCGCAAGGUCAUUCAUUAUGGUGCACCUAAAGAAAUGGAAUCUUACUACCAGGAAAUUGGUAGAGCUGGCCGUGAUGGACUUCCAAGUUCUUGUCAUGUACUCUGGGCUCCAGCAGACUUUCACUUAAAUAGGCAACACUUUAUUGAGAUACAUAAUGAAAAGUUUCGAUCAUACAAAUUAAAGAUGGUGGGAAAAAUGGAAAAAUAUCUUCGUUCCAGCAGAUGUAGGCGGCAGAUCAUCUUGUCUCAUUUUGAAGACAGAAAACUACGAAAAGCCUCCUUGGGUAUUAUGGGAACCGAAAAAUGCUGUGAUAAUUGCAGGUCCAGACUGAAUCAUUGCUAUUCCAUUAAUGAUUCUGAUGAGACAUCACAAGACUUCGGUCCACAAGCAUUCCUUCUGUUAUCUGCUGUGGACAUCUUGCAGGGAAAGUUUGGAAUUGGGAUUCCAAUUUUAUUUCUCCGAGGAUCUAGUUCUCAGCGUCUUCCAGAUAAAUAUCGUAGACACAAGCUUUUUGGUGCUGGCAAGGAUCAAACAGAGAGUUGGUGGAAGGCCUUUUACUGCCAGCUCAUGACUGAAGGAUUUUUAAAGGAUGUUCCUGGUAGUAGCAAAUUUAUAAAGAUGUGCACCCUUACAGAAAAGGGUAGGAAUUGGCUUGUUAAAGCCAAUAGAGAAUCUCAUCAGAGACUUAUACUUGAAGCUAAUGAAGAACUGCGUCCAAAGAAGUUUCUCCUGCCAAGUUCUAGUACUGUAUCUUGGGGCACUGAACAUCAUCCCUCUAAUCAAAUGUCAAUUAAGUUAACUGCCGAGCAGUCUAGCUUGGAGAAGAUGUAUUCUUACAAAGCACAUGAUAAAAUUUCUUCUGAGAUUAACGUUCCUAGAAAAAGUAUCAUGAUGCAGUUACCAAGAAACAAUUAUGGUUCCUCAGAACCUGUUAUGUCAGCCCAGGACCAAAAGAUCCAGACUAUAUUGUAUGGCAGAUUAGUAGAAGCUAGGCAGAGGCAUGCCAAUGAAAUGGAUGUUCCUCCAGCUAUUCUGGCAACAAAUAAGAUAUUGGUGGAUAUGGCCAAAAUGAGACCAACUACAGUUGAAAAUGUGAAACGGAUUGAUGGUGUUUCUGAAGGCAAAGCUACCAUGUUGGCUCCUCUGUUGGAAGUCAUCAAGCAUUUCUGCCAAGGAAAUAGUGUUCAGACAGACCUCUUUUCAAGUACGAAGCCUCAAGAAGAGCAGAAGAAAAGUCUAGAAGUGAAGAAUGAAAAAUGCUCCCUCUUACAGUCUGUGGCUAUCACAUAUUCUCUAUUCCAAGAAAAGAAAAUGUCUUUGGACAGCAUAGCCGAGUACAGGAUUCUGCCUCUCACAGUGGUUGCCCUGCAUUUAGUCCAAGCAGUGAAAGCGGGCUACUCCCUGGAUAUGGAGCGAGCAGGGCUGACUCCAGAGGUUCAGAAGAUUAUUGCUGAUGUUAUCCGAAACCCUCCUGUCAACUCAGAUAUGAGUAAAAUUAAACAAAUUAGAAUGUUAGUUCCUGAAAACAUUGACACAUACCUCAUCCACAUGGUAAUUGAGAUACUGGAAUAUGACCGUGAUCGCACACUGUUAUGCCAGCCUUCAUGUGGUUCCAGCAGAAAGAGAUGUUUCCCCAACUCUGAGGAGAGCUCUUCAAGUUCUAAGAGAAGCAAGGAGGAAGUAGGCACAAGUACCAAGGCUGAUGAAAAUCAUCUUGAUAAUUUCUCACGAAAAGACAAAGGCCAUGGAACCUCAUUAAAAGUAGCUUCUUGGAAUCAGCCACCUGUAGCUUCUUGGAAUCAGCCACCUGAUGAUCCAGAACUAGAAGAAUUAUUUUCAGAUUCUCAUUCAAAGAUGUCACCUGAAACCUCAAAGAGAAACUUACCUGAGUGGUUUACCCAAGGAAAUGAACCCGUAGCUAAUACCAGCAAGAAACUAGUGACCAAAACAAAAAAGAAAGGUCUUUUUAGUUAAGUUGGCAAUUACCAGAAUAAUUUUAUGUAUCUUACUGUUUUAUAGAAGCUAUAUUUUAUUUCUGAAAGGAGAAGUAAUUCUAUCUUAAAAAUUAUUUCAAUCCCAAAGUAAAACUCACCUAUAUAUUAAAGGACCAGCAUCUUAAAUCAACCUUCUAUAGUUCAGAUAAACUCUUUGGGUCUUCUAAGAACCUAUGUGUUUAUAUCAUACAAUAAUAGAAUAUUCAAUUAGAUUUCCUUCAAAUUACUUUCAGGAACUCUGUUACUGCCCCAUUUUUUAAUCUCUUUGUUUAUUGCAAAAAUAUAUUUGGAAAAUGUAAUGUGUGAAAUUUAAUAAAAAUAACACAUUAGUUGUGUAGUGACUGUAGGAUAUAAAAUAUUCUUGCACUUUGUCUUGUAAGAAAGCACAGUUAUUUUACAAAUUGUCUUUCAAAGCAGUUUUUAUAGGCUUUGUUAGAUAUUAUUAAUUACCCAGGUCAAUGAAAAUAAAACAACAUUUUGAAUUUCAUUAAGUGGGGAAAAAGACUGUAAUUUAAAGGUAUUCUAAUUGUGAUAGGCAGCUAUGCAAUUUGUAUUUUCUAUACAAGUUCUAUUAUUUUUCAAAUAGUAAAACAAUGUCUUUUCUACUGAAUAUUAUAAAGAUACAUGUAGUGUAUUUUCACUUACUUAAUUCAAGUACCUUUAUUAUUUGCAGAUGUCAGAAUUUGGUUUUAUUUUUUCUUAUGUAGCACAAAUAAAUAUCUGAAACUCGUACUCUGACUUAGAAUUGCAUUAACCAUGGUUGUAACUUUAAGCAGUUUGCCGUAUAGUUUGUACAUUCCACAACCUUUAAUUAACUUUUCUGUAAAUUAAAAUAACUUGUUAAUAAAGAAAUACAAGUUUGUCACAGAAGAACUAGCAAUCCAAAGAGGUAAAGAAAACAAACCACCGUGAUCACCCGUAGUUCCAUUAGCAAAUAAUCAGUCAGUCCUUCUGUGUAUCUUGUCAAACCUUCACAUAUUAACUGAUUUUUUUUUUAGUUUGUUACAUUGAAUUUUUAUUGUAAAACAUUCAAGCUCUACUUAAAAUGUAAAAGCCCUCUGUAUUCUCAUUUUUCUACAUCUAUGUAUUUCUUCUGCAUUCCGAUGCCUUUGUUCUUAUAUCUACAAUAUGUGCAUCAGUGUUAGGCGGACAAAGUGGCAGGUAUGUAGAAGGCGCUUCCUGUGUGCCAAAGUAUGAUCAUCGUCUCCAGGAAGCGUGCGCUUUUGAUUGUGAAUGGAAUUUUUUUUACAUGGGGUGCAUUUUUAUUGAAGAAAAAAUUGAUAGAAGACUGCUUGGUUAUUUAGACUUGGGUAUUUGACAGAAAUUUUCUCAAAAUUGAAGUUGUGCUCUUGCUUCAAGGUAAAUAUCUUAAGGUAUUUAUUGGCAAUAAUAAGGAUAGAGAUUUUUAGCAAAAUUUGUGAUUUUGGAAAACUGUCACUGUGAACUUGCCAGCUUUCCUUAACCUAAAAACUUUUCUAAUGAGAUUAAGAAUAAUAAUUAACAUUUUUUUUUAUAUUAUGUAAAGUUUUACUUAUAUUUGGAUUAUUUAUAUAACUCGAUGAAUGAAUAUUUUCUGGAUGACUAAUUCAUAUUACACCAUCAUGCAUGGAUAAAAGAUGGACCCAUGGAUUUAAAUUGCAGAUGAGUUCAGAAAGGUUAAUUGGUGUGGUUUCAGAUUAUGCACUGCAGCUCAUCUUUAAGAAACGAACUACAUACUUGUGUGAAUAUGGAUGUCUUCAUAUACCUCAGUCAAAAGGGCACAUCAAAAUAGACUGAAUGCAGAAGCAGAUCUGAGAAUCCAGCCAUUUCUGUUAACCUGGACAGAAGGAGUUGCAAAACUGAAAUAAUGCCACUCUUGUCAGGAUAUUUUUAAAUGUGAUUUUUAAAAGAAAUUUAUGUUAACAUGUAAUGAGUUUGCUAUUUAAGCAAAUUAAUAAAUACUUUUAAAAUUC
Messenger RNA from Chinchilla lanigera (long-tailed chinchilla), 6606 nucleotides. RefSeq names its product Werner syndrome, RecQ helicase-like (gene Wrn). Gene Ontology annotation, cellular component: cytoplasm; nucleoplasm; chromosome. Gene Ontology annotation, molecular function: 3'-5' DNA helicase activity; four-way junction helicase activity; 3'-5' exonuclease activity. The record is from RefSeq and is a predicted model, not a curated record. Bases 243 to 4634 code for a protein of 1463 amino acids. Gene Ontology annotation, biological process: DNA replication; telomere maintenance; double-strand break repair via homologous recombination. The transcript is spliced from 36 exons. NCBI's taxonomy places the organism in Eukaryota, Metazoa, Chordata, Mammalia, Rodentia, Chinchillidae.